GAAAAAAUGUCCGAACGUAAAGUAUUAAAUAAAUAUUAUCCGCCGGAUUUCGAUCCGUCGAAAAUUCCGCGCAUGAAAUUGGCGCGUAAUCGACAAUAUACGGUUCGUUUGAUGGCACCUUUCAACAUGAGAUGUAAAACUUGCGGAGAAUACAUUUACAAAGGGAAAAAGUUUAAUGCACGUAAAGAGGACGUAGAAGGGGAUGAUUAUUUAGGAAUACGUAUUUACAGAUUUUAUAUCAAAUGUACACGUUGUUUGCAAGAGAUAUCAUUUAAAACUGAUCCUAAGAAUACGGAUUAUGAAAUUGAAGCUGGUGCAACGAGAAAUUUUAUGGCAUUGAAAUUAGCAGAGGAACAAGCACAAAGAGAGGAAGAUGAAGAAAAAGAAGAAGAAGCUACCAAUCCGAUGAAACUUUUGGAAAAAAGGACGCAACAAUCUAAACAAGAGUUAGAAUUAUUGGAAUCGUUGGAAGAAUUAAAAGACCUCAAUCGACGUUUAUUGCAAUCGAUUGAUUUUGAAGAAAUGAUAGGACAAUUUAAUACGAGUAAAGAGAAGGUAGAGAAAGAACAAGAGGAAUUGGAUGAACAAUACAUUAAAUCGGUAUUUGGUAAUAAAAAUCAAAAAGGUGUUGUCGUUGAAGAAGAAAUUGUGGAAUUGGAUGAAUGUGGUCCUCCCAAAAAAAUGUUAAAAACAAAAAUGAAAGAUAAACAUAGUAAUAAUUUAGAUUCAAGAUUGGACGAUGCAGAAUCUAAAGAAAUUAACGAUAAUAAUUUAUCGGGACCAUCUACAAGUACGUGUACAACUGCCAAAAGUUCAGUAUUUUCAAAUGAUACCAAGGCAUCGUUUAAUAAAAAGAAUUUAACUCUUGUUAAAAAGAAAGUCAAUUUAGGUGUUAAAAUUAAUCAAAGUAAUAAUAAUAAUAAUAGUAAUAAUAAUAAUAAUAAUGAGAAAAAUAAUGUUUCAAUGAAAACUGUUAAGUUGCCGGAAGUUAAUACAGAAACGGUUAAUAAUGUUAGUGAAAAUACAGUGCCUAGUUCCAGUAACGUUGGAAAUAGUCUUUCUUUAUUAACAGAAUAUUCCGACAGUAGUGACAACGACAGUAAUUAAUGCAAGUAAUAUCAAUUAAUUGCAUUUAAGAUAAAUUAAGACUUUCAUAAUAUAAAUAUAUAUUGUACAAAGUAAA
Polistes dominula (European paper wasp) is the source of this 1183-nucleotide messenger RNA. RefSeq names its product splicing factor YJU2. Lineage: Eukaryota; Metazoa; Arthropoda; Insecta; Hymenoptera; Vespidae. The record is from RefSeq and is a predicted model, not a curated record. Gene Ontology annotation, biological process: mRNA splicing, via spliceosome. Gene Ontology annotation, cellular component: U2-type catalytic step 1 spliceosome.